Messenger RNA from Manis javanica (Malayan pangolin), 1878 nucleotides. It is a transcript of the gene DHRS3, whose product is annotated as dehydrogenase/reductase 3. Gene Ontology annotation, cellular component: lipid droplet. Gene Ontology annotation, molecular function: all-trans-retinol dehydrogenase (NAD+) activity. The record is from RefSeq and is a predicted model, not a curated record. NCBI's taxonomy places the organism in Eukaryota, Metazoa, Chordata, Mammalia, Pholidota, Manidae. Gene Ontology annotation, biological process: regulation of retinoic acid receptor signaling pathway; retinoid metabolic process.
AAUGGGGUAUUAAAAAAAUGGGGGGGAAAAAGGGCCGCCCUCCAGCUCAGCGCGGCUGCUGCCCAGAAAGCGAAUGAAUAAGGCGGCGCAGACUAGGGCGUCCGAUCCACGCGCGCUCCGCUCCAGGACCCUCUCCAAGUUGGGAAGGACAAAAAAGAAGGCAAUAAAUGCUAACAAGGGAGAGAGAGGAGCCGGAUCGAGCGGCAACUCCCAGCCUCCGCUGGAGGAGUGAGGGAGGGAGCCGGGGAGAGCGAGCGCGCGCGAGGGCGAGCCAUGCACGGAAAGAAACUGACACCCGGACCCCCCACUUCUUCUGCACGUUGCUGGCAAUCAGAUCGCGUUUAAGCAAUUUCCUGAGCCCAAGAAUAGCAAUGAGUCGGGAGACUUUCGCGGGCUGAAAUUGGGAGCUACAAGCACUUUUCCCCAGACUUUUUUUUUUUUUUUUUCUGGAGAAGGGGGUGGGGAGCGCUACAAAUUUGGAAACGGCGUUUUUUGUUCUGUUUUGGUUUUUGGUUUUGGGUUUUUUUUUUAAUCUUGCACUUUGAAACCGCGGGACUGUAGCACGGUGCGCGCGUGUGAUGAUGUAUCUGGUGGCGAAAGCAGCCGUCGGACUGGUGCUGCCCGCCAAGCUUCGGGACCUGUCGCGGGAGAACGUCCUUAUCACCGGUGGCGGGAGAGGCAUCGGGCGCCAGCUCGCCCGCGAGUUCGCAGAACGCGGCGCCAGAAAGAUCGUUCUCUGGGGCCGGACUGAGAAAUGCCUAAAGGAGACGACAGAGGAGAUUCGGCAGAUGGGCACCGAGUGCCACUACUUCAUCUGUGAUGUGGGCAACCGGGAGGAGGUGUAUCAGACGGCCAAAGCCGUCCGGGAGAAGGUGGGGGACAUCACCAUCCUGGUGAACAACGCUGCCGUGGUGCACGGAAAGAGCCUCAUGGACAGCGACGACGACGCCCUUCUCAAGUCCCAGCACAUCAACACCCUGGGCCAGUUCUGGACCACCAAGGCCUUCUUGCCACGCAUGCUGGAGCUGCAGAACGGCCACAUCGUGUGUCUCAACUCAGUGCUGGCGCUGUCGGCCAUCCCUGGCGCCAUCGACUACUGCACGUCCAAAGCCUCGGCCUUUGCCUUCAUGGAGAGCCUGACCCUGGGGCUGCUGGACUGUCCGGGAGUCAGUGCCACCACCGUGCUGCCCUUCCACACCAGUACCGAGAUGUUCCAGGGCCUGAGGGUCAGGUUCCCCAACCUCUUCCCCCCACUGAAGCCGGAGACGGUGGCUCGUAGGACUGUGGAAGCUGUGCAGCUCAACCAGGCCCUCCUUCUGCUCCCCUGGACCAUGCACGCCCUCAUAAUCUUGAAAAGCAUACUCCCACAGGCUGCACUUGAGGAGAUCUACAAAUUCUCAGGAACCUACACCUGCAUGAACACUUUCAAAGGGCGGACAUAAAGGCAGGAUGCAGAGACACGCUUGAAAGCUGCAGAACCUGAGGGGCCGUGGCACCUGGGCCCACGCCCAUGCGUCUGUCCCUCGGCACACUUCUGCUGGGGGAGCAGGACUGCUCCCGCCCCAGGGAAGACUUCAGCUGCCCCCCAGGCCAGCCCCAGGACCUUUGCACAGGACUGGUGGGCAUAACUCUGACCCCCAUGGUCAAGCAAGAAACCAGCCAGCAGCCGCCUUGACACUUUUGUACAUUUCUAAUUCUGUAGAGUUUAUUGUUAAAUUGCUUCUGAAGUCUAACCAGCCUCAGCAGUGUGCAUAGACAAUUUCCGGGAGGGUCUGUGUCCAGAUGCUCCUCCUUUCCUUCCAAAACCCAUUCAAUCUCAGCUUGUGCAAACUGGUUGAACGGCAGGAAUGAAAAAUAAAGAGGGAUGGCUUUUGCAAA